This is a messenger RNA of Fusarium keratoplasticum, 1467 nucleotides long. RefSeq names its product Phenylalanine--tRNA ligase. Gene Ontology annotation, biological process: phenylalanyl-tRNA aminoacylation. Gene Ontology annotation, cellular component: mitochondrion; cytoplasm. NCBI's taxonomy places the organism in Eukaryota, Fungi, Ascomycota, Sordariomycetes, Hypocreales, Nectriaceae. The record is from RefSeq and is a predicted model, not a curated record. The transcript is spliced from 2 exons. Bases 1 to 1467 code for a protein of 488 amino acids. Gene Ontology annotation, molecular function: tRNA binding; phenylalanine-tRNA ligase activity; ATP binding.
AUGAGAUUCUACGCCCAGGGCAUGCGCUGCCUCCGGGCCUCUGCCCCGCGAGCCGCCCACCUCUCCCGGAGCUCCAUCAUCCUCCGAACAGCUUGCGCCGUGAGGGCAUACUCGUCGGCACCUCCGACGGGCUCCCCAAGCUCCAAACAAGGCUCCGUCACUAUCCGUGGGCAGACCAUCAAGACGGAUCCUGAGUGGUUCAACGCCCCGGCCAACGUCCUCGAUGCUACUUCGAGGAGCCUGCAUCUGCAAAAGGAUCACCCCGUCUCUAUCACCCGCCAGAUCAUCCAGUCCAACUUCCCCGAGCCUAUCUUCAAGUACCACAAUGAGUUCAGCCCCGUUGUGUCCACCGCCCAGAACUUUGACUCGCUCGGCUUCCCCGCGAACCACCCCGGCCGUGCUCUCUCAGAUACCUACUACCUGAACCAGGAGACUCUCCUGCGAACGCAUACGAGUGCCCACCAAGCCGACACUUUCCGGGCCAACCAGAGCGCUGGUUACCUCAUCUCUGCCGACGUCUAUAGACGAGACGCCAUUGACCGGAGUCACUAUCCUGUUUUCCAUCAGAUGGAGGGUGCCAUGUCAUGGGACCGUAACGAAGUUCCCAAUGGUGACAUUGCUGCGGCUGUGUGGAAGGACUUUGAGAACCUUCCCGUGCAUGGAGUCCAAGUAGACGACCCAAACCCUGCCAUUCAUCCCGAGCGCAACCCUCUUCAAGAACCCCAUCACACGGCGGCAGAGGCUGAGGCUAUCGGUGCUCACCUGAAGAGGUCACUUGAGUCCAUGGUUGUCGACAUCUUUUCCCGUGCCAAGGCUGCAGCGAUCAAGGAGGACCCCGACUUUGUUGAUGAACCGCUCCAGAUGCGAUGGGUUGAGGCAUACUUCCCCUUCACCAGCCCCUCGUGGGAGCUUGAGGUUUACUAUGCAGGUGACUGGCUCGAGGUACUCGGAUGUGGUGUAGUCAAGCAGGAUAUCUUGAUCAACGCUGGCGUGCCGAACCGUCUAGGUUGGGCGUUUGGCAUCGGUAUCGACCGUAUUGCCAUGCUCCUCUUCAAGAUCCCUGAUAUCCGCCUAUUCUGGUCGAAAGACAACCGAUUCCUGUCGCAGUUUGAGGGCGUGACCGACAACCUCGACACACUGAAGCGCUUCGUGCCCUUCUCCAAGUACCCUCCCUGCCCCAAGGACGUGUCCUUCUGGCUGAGCUCGACGUCGGCGGCGGGUGGCAACACCAAGGGCAGCUUCCACGAGAACGAUGUGAUGGAGCUGGUGCGCAACGUGGCAGGCGACGUGGUAGAGGAUGUGCGGCUGAUUGACGAGUUUACGCAUCCCAAGACGGGGCGUAAGAGCAUGGCUUACCGCAUGGUGUAUCGCAGCCUGGAGCGGACGCUGACCAACGCUGAGGCCAACGGUUUCCACGAGAGGGUCCGCGAGGCUCUCGUCAAGGAGCUGGGUGUUGAGCUUCGCUGA